AGGGACAAUUGCAUCUUCUUGUUCUUUGUUCUCCUGUUCAUUUUCUUCAAGAUUUCAAAACCCCAUUUCAUAUUUAGCAGAAAUGAGGUGACCCUUUUCGUUUCAGCUCAAGAUUUGCUUAUCUGAAGUUGAAAUCUGGUGUUUCUUGUAGUUUUGGGUAAUGGGUAUUUGUUUUCUUGACUUUUAUUUAAGAUUUAGUUUGUAUUGUUUUGCUCUUUCUCUCAUAAAGUUUUGAUUUUUAGUUAACUUAGUGUGUCAUUUGUUGAGCUUAGAUUAAUAUAUGCUUGCAAGAAUGUUUGGAAUGGUCAGAAAUUGAGAUUCUGCUGUGAUUGGUUGCAAAAUUUUCCAAAAGAACUGAUUUUUUCUGUGGUUUUGAGGUAGCUUGGACUUGUACUAUGAGCACAUGAACUAGUUUGGAGUAUUUAUUUCAUGUUCUGAUAUGAGUUUGAGCUAUGUAUACUUUUAGAAGUUGUGUUGAUAUGGUCUAAAUAUGCACUAUUUGUUAGACAGCGAAGUAUAUAUGCACCACUUUUUUAACGAGUGGUAAAUCGUAAAGUUGAGGGGGUAUAUUUGCCCCUUUUCCUUUGAUUUAAGUUGGAAAGGACCUCUAGGAUUAGUUGUGGUUGCCAGUUGGAGUAUUGAAGGUAAAAGUUGGAUAAUUCUGGCAAGAGGGUGUUUUAUAAGAGACCAAAGGAUCAUUUGAUUUGUUGUAAUGGCUUCAAUUAGAAGAGCAUUGUCCCCAGUGCCUCGUCCGGGAGAUAGAACUAAUGGGGAAGCAUGUUUUGUUUCCUCGCCAUUGUCUAAGUCAUCGUUGUGUAAUCAAAGUUAUACACCGCCUGAAGGGUUGAUGUCUUCUUGUUUUGGUUCAUUGGAUUAUGUAUUCUACAAAGUUCGGACAUUUGUACUUGGUCUUUUGUCGCGAAGAACAUCUAGGCCCUUGGAGAAGUCAAAGUUAAAGGGACAAAUUUGGAGGAGAGCAUUUAUCCAAUUCUUUAUGUGCUUUGUUGUUGGAGUUCUUAUUGGCCUUGCACCAUUUGUUUCUCUGAAUUUUUCACCCAAUAUAAUGUCUAAACAUCAACCUUUAUCCUUUGAGGUCGUCCACCCUUACGAAAAUGAUCGUGUAUUUGACGAUGUGUCUAGAAAUAUGACAUCAACUUUAAACAGUUCGGAUUUCCUGGAUAAUUCUACGUCCGAGCCUAACUUAGUAUACGAUGAAGUGAAAGAUGAUAUUGUUGUCAAUGCGUUUGUUAACCAAUCACUUGAUCAAGAAUUUAUAUUGUCCAGAAAACUUUUGAUCAUUGUGACACCAACAGAAGCCCAUUCAUUUCAAGCGUACAAUCUUAACCGUUUGGCCCACACAUUAAAAUUAGUCCCGCCUCCUUUGCUGUGGAUAGUUGUGGAGAUGGACUCUCAAUCAAUCGAGACAGCUGAUAUAUUGAGGGGUGCUGGAGUUAUGUACAGGCAUCUCGUAUGCAAGAGGAACUUGACUGAAGUAAAAGAUAACAGUGUGCACCUAAGGAAUAUGGCACUAACACACAUUGAAACACACCGUCUUGAUGGGAUUGUUUACUUUGCAGAUAAUUCCAACAUAUACUCCCUAGAUGUCUUUGAACAAAUGAGACAGAUCAGCCGGUUCGGGACAUGGGUUGUGGCAAGACUAGCUGAAAAUAAUAGGAAAGUUAUCUUGCAGGGUCCAAUCUGUAAUGGCUCUCAGGUUAUAGGUUGGCAUCCCAAUGGAAUGGCAAAAAGGUUCCAAAGAUUCGAUGCUGAAAUAUCAGGAUUUGCAUUCAUUAGUACAAUACUUUGGGAUCCAAAGAGGUGGAACCGACCAACACUAGAGCCCAUCAGGCAGCUUGAUAUAGUUGAAGCUGGCAUCCAAGUGAGCACAUUUAUCGAACAAGUUGUGGAAGAUGAGAGCCAAAUGGAAGUCUUUCCAAUGCACUGCUCAAGAAUUAUGGUUUGGCAAUUCAAUACAGAACUGCUUUAUCCAUACCCUCGUGAGUGGUGGUCAAAGAAUUAUCCAGGCACUAUUGCUGCUAGCGCGUGAAUGUUGACAUAGAGAGUGCUUCUUCAGGGUAAACAAGGGAGAACUGGUUAUGAUUAUGAGCUCAUGGUUAAUUUCAGAACUAUUUUCUCUGUCUGAAUCCGCGUAGAAGUAUCUUGUUACGGAAACAAUUCUGUACAGUUGCUGAGUUCAUCCCACUUUACACGUCUGGCUACGAGUGGAAAGCCACAAUUAGCCAGGUGGUUUGCAAACUGAUUGGUGAGCAUUCAUGGUCAUCUACACAAAUGUAGAGUUCCAAGUAUCCGGUCAAUUAUUUCGACUGAAGCUUUUCAUUAUACAACCAACUUAAUAGUUCAAUGAAGGAUUCAACCUCAUUGAGCUUUCAAAUUAGUUGCUAGACUUGUGCAUAUAACAAUGUUACUGGAAAGUAGAUUCUUUAUGGCUGAUAUUUAUGCAAGUAAAAUUUCAUUCUUGUCAA
Messenger RNA from Solanum tuberosum (potato), 2483 nucleotides. Its product is annotated as probable beta-1,4-xylosyltransferase IRX9H. Bases 713 to 2047 code for a protein of 444 amino acids. The record is from RefSeq and is a predicted model, not a curated record. Gene Ontology annotation, biological process: glucuronoxylan biosynthetic process; plant-type secondary cell wall biogenesis. The transcript is spliced from 4 exons. Gene Ontology annotation, molecular function: xylosyltransferase activity; galactosylgalactosylxylosylprotein 3-beta-glucuronosyltransferase activity. Gene Ontology annotation, cellular component: Golgi membrane. Lineage: Eukaryota; Viridiplantae; Streptophyta; Magnoliopsida; Solanales; Solanaceae.